GGGACCCCGGCACGUUCCGUCCCCCUCCCAACAUCGCCUCCGAGACCUCUGGAAAGCCCUUCUGCGGACAGAAGUAGGAAGAAGCCGAGGAAGAAAAAAAAAAGCCUUAUUUAUUAUCAUUUUCCCCACUGUUGGCAUGGCAACACCAGCGUACGUUACUGAGCUACAGGCAGCCCCGCAACCAUCCCAGCCACCACAGGCCCCGCCCCAGCCACCGCCGCCGCCCCCAGCGGCGCCCCAGCCCCCCCAGCCGCCUGCCACCGCUGCUACCCCCCAGCCCCAAUAUGUCACUGAGUUGCAGAGCCCCCAGCCCCAGGCACAGCCCCCAGGCAGCCAGAAGCAGUACGUGACGGAGCUCCCGGCCACCCCCACGCCCCCGCAGCCGGCCGGCGCACCCACCCCGUCCCCGGCGUCCCAGCAGUACAUCGUGGUCACUGUCUCCGAAGGCGCUAUGCGGGCCAGUGAGACUGUAUCGGAGGCCAGCCCAGGCUCCACAGCCAGCCAGACCGGAGUCCCCACUCAGGUGGUUCAGCAGGUGCAGGGCACCCAGCAGCGUCUGCUGGUCCAGACGAGCGUGCAGGCCAAGCCGGGCCACGUGUCACCCCUCCAGCUCACCAACAUCCCAGUGCCCCAGCAGGCUCUCCCCACGCAGCGUCUGGUGGUGCAGAGCACAGCCCCAGGCGGCAAGGGUGGCCAGGUUUCCCUGACGGUGCAUGGCCCCCAGCAGGUGCACUCGCCCCCUGAGCGGUCACCGGUGCAGGCCAACAGCUCCUCCAGCAAGACGGCUGGGGCCCCCACGGGCACAGUGCCACAGCAGCUGCAGGUCCAUGGCGUUCAGCAGAGUGUCCCCGUCACCCAAGAGAGGUCCGUGGUCCAAGCCACUCCACAGGCGCCCAAAGCUGGCCCCGUGCAGCAGCUCACAGUGCAGGGGCUCCCGCCAGUUCACGUGGCUCAAGAGAGCUCAGGCAGUCAGUUUCCCGCUAGGAAGGCAGAGCAGCAGGAGCCCCGCCGCUCCAGUACCUACCCCUACCCGGAGACGCCGCUGUACACCCAGACCGCGGGCGCCAGCUACUACGAGGCCGCGGGCACCGCCGCCCAGGUCAGCACGCCCGCCACCUCCCAGGCGGUGGCCAGCAGCGGCUCCGUGCCCAUGUACGUGUCCGGCGGCCAGGUGGUCGGCAGCUCCACCAGCAGCGGGGCUGGGGCCAGCAACAGCGGCGGCGCACUGGGCGCCCGCGACCUGGCCGGCACGCCGGGCCUGGCCGAGCUCAACCUGGCCUACAACCGCCUGGUCAGCGCCCGAGUGCACGGCCGGGCCUUCCGCCCGCUGCGCGCCCUGCGCAGCCUUGACCUGGCUGGCAACCAGCUGACCCGGGUGCCCGGCGGCCUGCCCCGCAGCCUGCACACCCUGCGGCUACAGCGCAACCGGCUGCGGGCCCUCGAGCCUGAGCUGCUGGCCGGCCUGGACCAGCUGCGGGAGCUCAGCCUGGAGCACAACCGACUCCGGAUUGGAGACAUCGGGCCCGGCACCUGGCACGAGCUACAGGCCCUCCAGGUGCUGGACCUCAGCCACAACGAGCUGUCCUUCGUGCCCCCCGACCUGCCCGAGGCUCUGGAGGAACUGCACCUGCAGGGCAACCGCAUCAGCCACGUGGGCUCCGAAGCCUUCCUCAGCACACCCCGCCUGCGCGCCCUCUUCCUUAGCGCAAACAGGCUUCACAUGACCAGCAUCGCGCCUGAAGCCUUCCUGGGCCUCCUGCACCUGAGUGUGGUGGAUACGGCGGGGAACCCCGAGCAGGUCCUGGUCCGGCUACCACCCACAGCUCCACGUCAGCCACGAGCGGGGGGCCCCUGAGCCCGGAGGGGCCCAGCAGCGCAGCCCAGACCUCUGGGGCUCCACUGGGCCAUGGACUGAGGAGACAGUGGGCACCGGGGGCCUCGACCAGGCUUUCUCAGGCCUUGAGGGCUGGGCCGCCUGACCUGUGUCGGCCAGGAGGCUGGCAAGGGCACCGCCUCCACACACAGGGCGCCCUGGGGGAGGCCGAAGCGGGCAGCUCGCACACCAGGCACACGCCCCACCCCCGCGCAGGUGGAGACAGCAACAAUAAAGCCUAAGCCUUCCGAGUGCUCGCCACCCGCCAGCUGCCCUUCACCUCGCAGGAGGUGCUCUCACCAUCCCUGCAACCAGCUGAGGAAGGUGAGGCCGUGGGAGGCUGAGAGGGUCAGGCGACUUGGUCCCAUAGCCAGUGUGCAGCAGGGCUGGCUCUCAAAGCCCCGAGACACUCGCGGGUCGCCAGGAACCGCCGCGUAAUGCCUGACCACGCGUGUCAACCCAGAUACGCCAAGGCCACCAGGUACAGAAACACAGGGCACGGCGGACACCCCGAAGCGGGCCACGGACCCUCCCACGUACCCCGGCAGCAAGUGUGCAAAGCAGACACAUCCUUCAGAGGCACAUGCCCCCCCAGAGCCUGCCCCUCUUGCAGACACCUUGCCAUCAACCCCCGGAGGGACUGUGGGGGGAGACCCAGCUAGUCACAGAGGGUGGGAGCAAGAAACAAAGACAGGACAGAGUGAGCCAGGCGUGGCCCUGGCU
Messenger RNA from Leptonychotes weddellii (Weddell seal), 2596 nucleotides. NCBI's taxonomy places the organism in Eukaryota, Metazoa, Chordata, Mammalia, Carnivora, Phocidae. The record is from RefSeq and is a predicted model, not a curated record.